This is a messenger RNA of Zonotrichia albicollis (white-throated sparrow), 2932 nucleotides long. The record is from RefSeq and is a predicted model, not a curated record. Lineage: Eukaryota; Metazoa; Chordata; Aves; Passeriformes; Passerellidae.
GCAGUGCUCGGCUGCGAAGUGCGGGUUGCAGCGCGGUCAGAGCUGACUGAGAUUUCUGCGUGGCGCUGAAGUUACAAAAUGCUGUAGGGUCUCGGUUUUACACUUCUCUCAGGCUUCCUGGACAGUCUCGGUUGAAGUUUCAUAAAUAUUUUAUCUGUGAAGAACUCACGGCAUCCUCCGUAGGAAAAUGAAUCGCCUGUAAAAGGGGAGCGUUUUGUGAUGCUGGUUCUGAUACCACGUUUUCAAUAACACUGAACAGAAAAGAUGCUCUCACAGAGGAUCAGAAGACCUUAGCUUCAUAUGGGAUUGUUUCUGGUGAUUUGAUAUGCUUAUUACUGGAAGAGCCAGAUGGACAGCCCAGCCUACCUCCUCCUCCUGCUGCUCCAGCCCCACUUCAGAAUGGUCAUGAGCCGUCCAACAGUCAGGCCAACAGUGCAAGAGAAGGGCAGGUGGAAGUUCAAGAGAGUGGUGAGAGGGCAGGAUCCAGCCAAGAAUUUCCUUCUAGAUUAGUCCCAGAAGAUCCUGACCUGGAAGAAAGUACAGGUUCCUAUCCCUCCGAACCCAUGCUGUGCAGUGAGGCUGCUGAUGGUGAAACACCCCAUUCCUUAGAGGUGCUCUACCUUUCUGCUGAGUGUACCAGUGCCACUGAUGCCUUGAUCGUUCUGGUUCAUCUUCUCAUGAUGGAGACGGGCUAUGUACCUCAGGGGAUAGAAGCCAAGGCAGUCUCCAUGCCAGAGAAAUGGAGAGGGAAUGGUGUUUAUAAGCUACAGUACACACAUCCCCUUUGUGGAGAAGGGUCUGCUGGUUUGACUUGUGUGCCUCUGGGAGAUCUUAUUGCUAUUAAUGCAACAUUAAAAAUCAACGAAGAGAUUAGAAGUAUUAAGAGAAUCCAGCUAUUGCCAUCAUCCUUUGUUUGCUUUCAGGACCCAGAGAAGGUUGCAGGUGUUUACAAAGACCUUCAGAAAUUGUCCCGUCUCUUUAAAGACCAGCUGGUUUACUCUCUCCUAGCUGCUGCCCGACAAGCUUUGAACUUGCCAGAUGUGUUUGGGUUAGUGGUCCUUCCUCUUGAGCUCAAGCUUCGGAUUUUCAGACUCCUGGAUGUCCGUUCCCUCAUCUCUCUCUCGGCUGUUUGCCGUGAUCUCUACACAGCUUCCAAUGACCAGCUUCUGUGGAGGUUUAUGUACCUGCGGGAUUUCCGAGAUCCUAUUGCAAGACCUCGUGACACAGAUUGGAAAGAACUAUACAAGAAAAAGUUGAAACAGAAGAAGGAAGCCUUGAGAUGGAGGCACAUGAUGCUUCUACCCCCUAUACCUCAUCCAAUCCCCUUUCAUCCCAACCCAUUCUAUCCUAAUCCCUUUCCACCCAACCCAUUCCCAUCAAAUCCAAUCUAUCCCCCAAUGAUCAUUGGGGGAGAAUAUGAUGAGAGACCAACACUUCCAUAUGUUGGAGACCCAAUUAACUCACUCAUUCCUGGCCAGGGAGAAGCACCAGGUCAGUUUCCUCCAUUCAGACCACAUUUUGACCCCAUUGGCUCCCUGCCUGGAGCAAACCCCACGCUUCCAGGACGAGUUGGUCCCAGUGACAGGUUUCCACCUCGACCCAGCCGGGGCCGCCCCAUGGACAUUCGCCGUGCAUUCAUUUGAUUGCUGCUUUUUCCUGCAGGGAGUUCUGUAGUUGCUGAGCUUGCUUUCUAACUGUAGGAGAUUGCAGAUCCCAGGCACUAACAUCUGCCUUCAGAUUGUGUCAAGAACAUGUGUGCAUGGUGAUGUCCCAACUGCAGAGGCUGGGUUUGUUUUGUGCUCUGGUAGUGCUGUAUCACCUGGCACUUAAGGUCUGUUCCUCAAAGAGCUACGACUUAGAGCAGUUUGUUCUGCUGCCCCCUCCUUGCCCUUGAUCGUCUGUGAAGUGCUACUUAGAGACCAGAAUAACAGCCAAAUCCUUACUGCAUCAGAUAAAGAGCACUUUAAAUACAAACCCUCUACUUGUCUGUUUUAUUUGAAGAGUUUUACUGCAUUGCCAGGAUGAAAGGUUUUGUUUAAAAUCUACUCAGCUAAUUAAUAAUCGUUAUUAACAAAAAAGUUACCACAUAGAACAGGAUACUGCCGCUGUUAUGGUGGAUGUGUGUUCAUGGAAAUUUUUAAAGGUGUUGUUUCCUUUUUCCUUUAAUGUUUUAUUAGGUAAAAAGCAUUUUUGUAUUGUUACUUAAUGCACAAAGAAUACAGCAAAGGGAUUUUCUUUACAAUGGAAAUAUUAGAACACAAAUAAAUUCAUUUUACAAACAAUUGAGUAAAGUCAUGCCACAGUGCAACUCAGAAGUUUAAGCAGAAGCAGAGCAAUUUUACAAAGAAUUAGCAGCAAAACUUUUGACUUUGUCCUUGACUUUACAAAUAAGGAUCUGUAGUACGCGACUGCAUUUACUGUGUUUGAACUAAAAGUGGUGUGAAAAUGCAUCUGUUCUUCCUAUCUGACAUACUUAAAGAAUUAAAUAGGCUGAACGUGGUUACAGUGGGGAUGGAAUCACAACAACAUAAGCAGAAUGUGUUCUGACUUUAGUAAAUUCCAUUUAGUUCCAUUACUUAAGUAUCAGAUGAUAACUUGCCAAAAAGAAAUGUGUCGUAGCAUGUUAUGAGCACAUUUCAAGUGUUGUCUUAUUAACUAAUGAGCAGCUAACAAGACCACUGUUAAAGUUUCCUGAUGAGACCUGCAAACUGAUGCUGGAGCUCAAUUAAAGGAAGACUGAAACGACUGAACUUUGCUAGAACUUUUAAUUUCUUAUGUAUUUUUUAAGAUGAUUGAUCUCAGUGUUUCUAUAAAUGUGAAUGGUACUAAUGGCUGUUGUGACAACUGAUACUAUUUUCUAAAACUUUUUUGAAAUUCCAGCUGUGGAAAUGGAAUGACAUUUCCUGUUAAAUACAAGCUAUUUAAUCAGUAA